This is a messenger RNA of Camellia sinensis, 767 nucleotides long. Its product is annotated as chaperone protein dnaJ 11, chloroplastic. NCBI's taxonomy places the organism in Eukaryota, Viridiplantae, Streptophyta, Magnoliopsida, Ericales, Theaceae. The record is from RefSeq and is a predicted model, not a curated record.
ACUGCCUCACAAUAUCCAUUCCAUAAUUCACAACCAAAUCCAACCAUACAAACCGAAGCGAAUCAUGUUUUCCCCAUCCAUUCCUCUCUCAACUCCUUUCCUUUGCCCCAAAUCCCCCGCAAUUGAUUUUCCUCCUCCUCCGCCGCCGCCGCCGUGCGUCAGAUUCCGGCCAUCACCUCGCAUCUCCGCCGCUUCCACCACCGCCGAAAGGCCGACGGCGGCGGCGAGUAGGCCCCACGUCUCUCACUACGGCAUUGCCACAUCAGCAGCAUCGCUAUACGAAGUCCUGGGGAUUCAGAUGGACGCGUCUUGUCAAGAGAUCAAGACUGCGUACCGUAGAUUGGCUAGAGUCUUACAUCCGGACGUCUCAUCCAACGGUCAAAAAGACACGUCCGCAGAUGAGUUCAUCAGGAUCCACACAGCCUAUUCCACCCUGUCUGAUCCCCUAAAACGCGCCGAUUACGAUCGGUCUCUCUUUCGGCUGCGAUCGUCGUCGGCUUUGGGGUUUUCCGGCUACAAGCGACGCACGUGGGAGACGGACCAAUGCUGGUAGCUGUGGUAGCUUAAAAAAGUGACUAUUAAAUUGUAUUAAUAUAUGUGGGAUAUAGAAUAGGAUGUGUAUAUAUUUAGCGUUAGUUUGAAUUCGAAGCAUAUAUGUAAACUAUUAUGUAGAGAUGUUAUCAGACGCAGUUUUUUUAAGUCUGAUAAUUUUUUGAGAACAGAUUGUAUUUCAGGUAAUUUUGCUCGAAAUGACAUUCUUGUGAUAA